GGGCGGGAGUGUCCCGGGGCGCGGGUCGGGGCCGGGGACGGCGGGGAGCGCGGCGCCGCCGGGAUGUGGUACGAGAUCCUGCCCGGCAUGGCCAUCAUGGGCAUCUGCCUCAGCAUCCCCGGGCUCUCCACCAUGUACAUGCACCGCAGGUGCAACGGCGGCAAGGAGAAGAGGAUUGCCCGCUACCCCUUCCAGUGGACCCUGAUGGAGAGAGACAGGCGGCUGUCGGGCGUCAACAAGUACUACGUGUCCAAGGGUUUGGAGAACAUAGACUAAGAAGAAUGCUGUCUGAAGAAUUCCUAUAUCUCUACAAAAUGAUCGAACUCUCUAAUAAAGAUAAAUACAUGUA
This is a messenger RNA of Rhea pennata, 349 nucleotides long. It is a transcript of the gene NDUFA1, whose product is annotated as NADH:ubiquinone oxidoreductase subunit A1. Lineage: Eukaryota; Metazoa; Chordata; Aves; Rheiformes; Rheidae. The transcript is spliced from 3 exons. The coding region runs from base 64 to 276 and encodes 70 amino acids. The record is from RefSeq and is a predicted model, not a curated record.